Molecule: messenger RNA, 1687 nt
Organism: Cuscuta campestris
Lineage: Eukaryota; Viridiplantae; Streptophyta; Magnoliopsida; Solanales; Convolvulaceae
Source: the annotation of a GenBank genome assembly
GACGACAUUUGGCGGAGCCAUGGUGCGACAUUUGGCGAAGCUGAUGUGACACCUUUUUAAACAAGUAAUUGAAAUAAUUGUGAGAUGACAAGAUGAGGUAGUGGCAUAGACUCCCUUAAAAAGAACGCAGAGAUCAAGCGGAGAGAAUAAGCGGCUUUCCUCUUCUUCGGAAUCUUCGCCGAUCUCCUUUCAUUUUCUUCGUCGUCAAUCGCCUUUCAAUUAUGUGCUUUCCUUCACCAUCUACUUUCCUUCUUCGCCAUCUUAGACUACAAGAACCACGAAUUCAGGUUUCCUUUCUCAAUUAUAUCAAUUAUAUUCGGUGGUAGCCUAUUUCUCUCAAUUAAAACCUAAAUUUCGGCGUAUCAAUGAUUCUUUCGCAAUAUCAGGUUCGAGGUUUAGGAACUCCUUGAAAGAAUUGGAGGUGUUAGUCAAAUACUCCAUGUAGAUCAAGGACAGGACUCCAACCAUGGAUUUUGGCAGACAUAGUAGAAUAAAAUGGCAACUUUCAAAGGGGUAUAAAAGAUUCCAAUUUCACCAAUUUUGUUUUUUUCUAGAUUCUCUUUCAAUUUCAAGAAAUUAUUUUGAAUAAUUUAUUAAGCUUUCAGAGCCUUGCGCUAAUGACUCCUUGAGAAGUGGCUCGCUUUGUGUUGUAAAAACUAUGGCUGAAGGUGUCACAACUACAUGGUGGGCGUGGAGGUAUUCUAACAGUCCUCUAAUUACAUUAUUCUCUUGGAUUUUACCAUAGUUAGACAUUAGGACAUGAAAUUAGAAGUUGGCGAGAUCAGCUUUACAGGUACAACACCAGUGGAAUGGUGGAAUGGUGGCAGAACAAAUAUUGAGGCCAAAAUUGAUUUAUUUGCAGCUACCAACUUCCGCUACAGUUUUUCGCGUCUACUCUUCGCUAAAGGAAAGGAGGAAGAAAGUUUCGACUUACGAAUAAUUGGCGAGAAUCCCGGAUGGAAAUCUGAAUUUUUCAGCGAUUCAAGAACUAGAAAUGUGGGUGUGUUUUUGGAUGCUUGAUGCGUUCUCGGGGUGGUGCCCAAAGCACAAACUUUCUUGGGCAGAAUUUCAAUGAAAGGCAGUAAUAGCACAACUCGGAAUUUUAUAUUUCAAGACACAUGCGAGGAGAGCCUUGAAGCUGUUGCUGGAAUGUUUACCAGUAAAUCUAAAGGAGUUGAGUGGAGCUUGGAUAGUGAUGCAUCCAAUACUGCUGUCUUGGUUGCUAGUGAGGCCAAUGCAGUGACAUUGGCAAUUGAAGGCCUGCUUGGAAUUGUUUUUGCUGUGGCCACUUUGACUGAUGAGGCAGUAGAUGUUGGUGAGCUUGAAUCACCGAGAUUUGAGGUUGGUCCACCAACAAAAUGCACAGGAAAGACGGCAAUGCUUUGUACUUCUAUGGUAGACUCGAUAUGGCUGACCAUUCUUGAUGCUCUGUCCUUCAUCUUGACGAAGUCUCAAGGUGAAGCGAUUGUGUUAGAAAUAUUGAAGGGUUAUCAAGCAUUUACACAGGUGACAACUUUUUGAACUUGACAUCCACUUUAUAUUUUAAUGGUUCUCUUGUUUGAUAAUAUUAUUUUUAGCAGUUGAGCCUUUGAAUUCUUUUCUUACAUCGCUUUGCAAAUUUACAAUCGGCAUCCCAAAUGAAGUUGAAAGGAGAAGGUAGGAAUCUUGACUAGCUCAGGGUGAAAGU